CACUUGACAGGUACUGUUGUGCUGGCUGGAGGUUAGAACUUGAAAGUUAUAACUUGGACUAAUUUUCGAGUUUUAAUCGAUACGUGAAUCUUUUUCCAUUGUCAGCUUUGUCGAUAAUCUAAACGUAAAAUUUAAACAUGGACAUCCCAAAAUCAGCUAAAGAGAUUCGACAAUCAUACAUCGACUUCUUUAUGAGUAAAGGUCAUAUAUAUGUUCAUUCUUCAUCAACAAUUCCUUUGGAUGAUCCCACGCUACUGUUUGCAAAUGCAGGUAUGAAUCAAUUUAAGCCAAUAUUUUUAGGGUCAGUUGAUCCAAACUCAGAUAUGGCUCAAUAUGUAAGAGUUGUGAAUACUCAAAAGUGCAUAAGAGCUGGUGGAAAACAUAAUGAUUUAGAUGAUGUCGGAAAAGAUGUUUAUCAUCACACUUUCUUUGAAAUGAUGGGGAACUGGUCUUUUGGAGACUAUUUUAAAAAGGAAGUAUGCACUUGGGCUUGGGAGCUGCUGACUGAAGUUUAUAAAUUAUCUGGAGAUAGAUUAUAUGUUACUUAUUUUGGCGGGGACAAAAACUCAGGGCUUGAACCUGAUUUAGAAUGUAAGGAAAUAUGGCUAAAAUUAGGAGUUCCUGAAACCCAUAUUUUACCAGGUAGCAUGAAAGAUAAUUUUUGGGAAAUGGGUGAAACAGGUCCCUGUGGUCCAUGUUCAGAAUUACAUUAUGAUAGAAUUGGUGGAAGAAAUGCAGCACAUCUUGUGAACAUGGACGACCCAGAUGUUUUGGAAAUAUGGAAUCUUGUAUUCAUUCAGUACAACAGAGAAACAGAUGGGACUCUAAAAUUACUUCCAAAAAAACACAUAGAUUGUGGCUUAGGUCUUGAACGAUUGGUAUCUGUUAUACAAGAUAAAAAAGCUAAUUAUGAUACUGAUUUGUUUAUGCCUAUAUUCAAGACUAUUGAGACCAAGGCCAAAGUAAGGCCUUAUACAGGAAAGGUGGGACUUGAAGAUGUAGAUGGAAUUGAUAUGGCUUAUAGGGUUUUAGCAGACCAUGCUCGCACACUUACUAUUGCUCUAUCUGAUGGUGGAUUCCCUGACAAUACUGGUAGAGGGUAUGUACUCCGUAGAAUAUUAAGAAGAGCUAUUCGUUAUUCAUCUGAAAAACUUAAUGCUAAACCAGGAUUCUUUGCUUCAUUAGUACAUACUGUUGUUGAAAUAUUGGGUGAUAUAUUUCCCGAGAUUACAAAAGAUCCAGAGUCUAUUAUACAAAUUAUAAAUGAAGAAGAAAUACAGUUCCUGAAAACUCUUUCAAGAGGACACAAUUUACUCAAUAGGACAAUAGAGAAACUGGGAGACUCAAAAGUUAUACCUGGUGAUGUGGCUUGGAGGAUGUAUGAUACAUAUGGUUUUCCUAUUGACUUGACACAGUUGAUGUGUGAAGAAAAAGGAUUAACAAUUGAUAUGGAAGCAUAUGAUAAAGCUAAAAAGGAAUCUCAGUUAUGUUCCCAAGGUAAAACUGUGGGUCAAGAAGAUUUAUUAGCAUUAGACAUCCAUGCCAUUAGCGAUUUACAAAACAGAGGUGUACCCGUAACUGAUGACUCUCCUAAGUAUAAUUAUGUAGCCUCUUCCAUGGACAAAGACGCAGUAUAUACCUUUAGCCCAUGCACUGGAAAGAUUUUGGCGAUACGUCAAAAUAAGACCUUUGUGGAAGAAGUAAGCAAUGGAGAGUGUGGAUUGAUAUUAGACCAUACAAAUUUUUAUGCAGAGCAAGGUGGACAAAUAUAUGAUGAGGGUUACAUGGUUAAGAGUGAUGAUGACAGUGUAGAAUUUACUGUGAAAAAUGUUCAAGUAAAAGGAGGGUAUGUACUUCACAUAGGCAAAGUGGAAGGUUUGUUUAAAGUGGGAGACACAGUGUCAUUAAACAUUGAUACAGAAAGAAGAAGACUCAUUAUGAACAACCAUACGGGCACACAUAUAUUAAAUAAUGUUUUGAGAAAAGUACUAGGCAAUGAUUCUGACCAACGUGGUUCACUUGUGGUACCAGAUCGUUUGAGAUUUGAUUUUACUAACAAAGGUCCUAUGACAACAAAACAAAUAAAAGAAACUGAAGAUCAAAUUAAAACUAUUAUCAAUGAUAACAAAAAAGUAUUUGCUAAACACACAAGUUUAAGUGAUGCCAAGAAAAUUAAAGGUUUACGAGCUAUGUUUGAUGAACAGUAUCCAGAUCCUGUACGUGUUGUAUCUGUUGGUGUACCGGUCGAAGAGUUAGAAAAUAAUCCAGAAGGGCCUUUAGGAUUUGAUACAUCUGUAGAAUUUUGUGGUGGCUCUCAUCUACACCAAACUGGACACAUUGGCGAAUAUGUGAUUGUCAGUGAAGAAGGAAUAGCUAAAGGAAUUCGAAGGAUUGUGGCUGUUACUGGCCCAGAAGCCAUGAAAGCCAUCAAUAAGAUGAGUAUUUUAGAAAAUGAGGUUAACAAUAUUGCAAAUAUUAUCAAAGACCAAGGUGAUAAUCAAAAAGAAAUUGUAAAAAAAAUUGUGGAACUAACUAAUGAUGUUUCCCAUGCACAAAUAUCGUAUUGGAAAAAAGAAGAACUAAGAAAUAUGCUCAAAAAUUUCAAAAAAGAAUUAGACGAUAAAGAGCGCGCUGCUAAAGCUCUAACUAUCAAUUUAGUUAUAGAGAAAGCAAAAGAACUUUGCCUUGAACAAAAAUCAUCUGAAGUGAUUGUAUCAGAAUUAAAAGCAUUUAAUAACACAAAAGCAUUAGACGGGGCUUUAAAACAAGUAAAACAGCACUCUCCAAAUUCUGCGGCAUUGUUUUUCUCAGUUGAUGAUGACUCCAACAAAAUAUUCUGCUUGGCAGCCGUUCCGAAAUCACUAGUCGAGAGAGGAUUAACUGCUUCAGACUGGGUUCAGUCAGUUGUUCACCUUAUGGGUGGAAAAGGCGGCGGCAAAUCAGAAUCUGCUCAAGCUUCAGGAAAUAAUCCGAAAUGUUUGGAGGAAGCCAUUAAAACAGCUCGUGACUUUGCACUUUCAAAAUUACAAUAGUCUCUUUUUCAAG
This is a messenger RNA of Aricia agestis (brown argus), 3045 nucleotides long. It is a transcript of the gene AlaRS, whose product is annotated as alanine--tRNA ligase, cytoplasmic. The record is from RefSeq and is a predicted model, not a curated record. Gene Ontology annotation, molecular function: aminoacyl-tRNA deacylase activity; ATP binding; nucleic acid binding. The coding region runs from base 138 to 3032 and encodes 964 amino acids. The transcript has 3 exons. NCBI's taxonomy places the organism in Eukaryota, Metazoa, Arthropoda, Insecta, Lepidoptera, Lycaenidae. Gene Ontology annotation, biological process: tRNA modification; alanyl-tRNA aminoacylation. Gene Ontology annotation, cellular component: mitochondrion; cytoplasm.